AUGGCUUUGAUACAGUUAUUAUCUGAAGAGGUGAUAACCAUCAUUCUCGGCUGCAAUAAUAUAAGUAUUGAGGAUAUUGUGAACUUUAGAUGCACGUGCAAGCAGUUCCAGUGGGCAGGCGAAUCCAAGAAGUUUUGGCAAAAAAAAUAUUUGCAGAGAUGGCUUAAUGCGAAUAAGGACUGGUAUAAACUUCUCGAAAAAAGUACAAAAAAUGAGCAGGAGAAAUCUAAACUAAAACAGCAAAAAGAUUGCGAUCUGACUAAAAGAUAUUGCUAUAAGAAAAUGUUUUACUUUCUGAGACAAUGUUUGGUGAAUGCAAAGUGGGAAAUUAAAAAAAAACCUCACAGCAAGCAACUUAUAGAACGGAUGGCUACUAUUGUGGCCCAAUGGCUUCAGCCUGAAAAAGAAGUAUUAUUCUCGUCCAUAAAAGCAUCAUUAAAUAAUAUCAAACAAAAAGUACUGAAUCAGCUAAGGAACAAAUAUCCCGACCAUUUAAUAUUCUCUACGUCCGCCGAUAAAUUUUUAUAUUGGGAAAACAACAAUAUCGACAAUAAUUAUUGGAACGAAGCAGAAGGAACCCAGAUCAUGGAUGCACUUCAGGAAUAUUUAUUUGAUGACUUCAACUUUCCACAAAUGAACUCAGAAGACAAAAAAUUGGAACACAGUUGUAUAGAUAAUGUCGUAGAAAAUAAAUGUGGUCGAAACGUAAUUUUCUCAAUAAUAUAUCUCAGUGUGGCCAGAAGACUUGGUUUACGAUGCGAUAUAAGACUAAAUAAUUUAACACUAAUAAUAUAUUGGAAACCCGAUUAG
This is a messenger RNA of Nylanderia fulva, 810 nucleotides long. NCBI's taxonomy places the organism in Eukaryota, Metazoa, Arthropoda, Insecta, Hymenoptera, Formicidae. The record is from RefSeq and is a predicted model, not a curated record.